AUGGCCGCCAACUCCCUCUCUCUUCCCGCCAUUUCCAAUUUCUCUCUCCCGCCAAAGAGAUCCGCUAGGGUCACGCGUUUGUCCCUCACCGACCAAUCGCAGUCUCUGUCUGUCGACGCCAAGCGCCACCUCCUCCGCCUGAUCGCCGACCAGGACCGCGGCCUCAAAACACAGUCUGACACACAGAGGCUUUCCCACAUAAUCGAGGCCGUCGAUUCACUGGCAGCAACCAGUCGCGGAGCGUCACCACUAAAGAAUCGCUUUCAGACACGUGGCGGAUGCUGUGGACCACAGAGAAGGAGCAACUCUUCAUCGUGA
Striga hermonthica is the source of this 318-nucleotide messenger RNA. The record is from the annotation of a GenBank genome assembly. Lineage: Eukaryota; Viridiplantae; Streptophyta; Magnoliopsida; Lamiales; Orobanchaceae.